UCAUAAAUACAUAUAAAUAUUAUGUAUAAUAUAAACAUCAAAUUACAUUUUCAUCAUUGUGUUUAACAGUAUUAGUUGCGUUUAUCAAACAAAAUAUGUGUUGUGAAUUAAUUUACAAGUCAUAUUUAUUCAAUCUAAAGAUGACUUGCCAUCGAAAGGUGUUAGGCGGGAGCGGCCGGGCGGGUCAGUUGACGUCUGGCGGGCAGGGCGGCCGGUCACGUCCAGGGGUCCUCCCUCGCCUUUACUCCCUCCUGCCUCAUACCCUCACACACACACACAUAUAUAUAUCCCUGCAUCAUCAUUCCUCCUCAACAGUAGUGAUGAGGGCGAACGCUGUGUACGUCCGUCGCCGUCAGGAGCGACAACCACUGAGCGUACUCUCAUUCCUUCCAUCUGACAGCGAGUCUGUCACCUGUAACGAAAUGAGCAGUUGCCAAACAACCUUUCUAGAAAGCCGCUCCGACUGGGAGAAUGACACACAGCAGCAGUCUGCAUGCAAGGUGCCGCGGCUGGAGAAGAAUGCUACCAAAUCUGAGCAGACUAAAGAGGCAGCCACAGAAACUACCGCUCCAGCCCGUCCAACAAUGGUCAUUUUCCAGGAAGUUUUUAAUAUCAUUAGGAAUAAAUUGACUACUCCAAAAACACAGCUGCCCACUUCAUUAUCACAACCAACUGCCCCUAUGCCUAUUCCUUUACGUAAAAUGUUCCUAUUUGGACAAGAUGGAAAAAAACUUCCAGUGCAUGAUGAUGCAUCAGCUGAUAAAGAGAACAUUCCUCCAGUCGCUUCUAACAUACCAACAGCAGUUUCCAUGCUAGGAACGUUCCGACAAGAGGCCAGGUUGAAACAGAACAGACAGUUUCUUUCGUCACCACUAGAGUUGAGGUGCCUCACCCAUACACAUGGAGAAAACCAGCCAUUUCCAGGGAUUCUCAAGCCUCGCCACAAAACUCUGAGCCAGAAAGAUGAUUCAGCGGAGUGUGUUAGGAUUAUCAGCCACAAUCACAGUCAUAAGAAUGUGUUCAAGGAAGGAACGCCUAUCACCAGCAGUAACGAGAAAAGGAAACCAAUUUACCGACGCAGUCGUCGAGAUGACAACACUCCCGGCAACGUAUUAGUCUCACGGAAGCACCUGAACUGCUUUUUUCAACUUGUGGAGGACCCAGUUGUGAGAAAGUUUUUAAAAACUGACAUUUGCCGCCGCUAUGCUGACAAGUACCUGUUGGCUAUGGUGUUCACCUACUUUGUACGUGCUGAUCUGAAGUCUCAUCAGUAUUCUAGGAAGAACUUCUUUGCUGCUUUGUAUCUUGCACAUGAUAUGGAGGAAGAUGAGGAAGAGUUAAAGUAUGAAGUUUUACCCUGGACACUUGGUCAUGCAUGGCGAAAAACAUACACAUCUCUAUUACGAAUACGUGAUGAUAUUUUCUGGGCUAUUGGCUGUCGUGCCGUUGUUUCCAAGAGGUGCUGUGACCAGGUGAUGGGGAUGCAGCCAGAUCACUGGUUGUGGGAGCGUGAAAGGCCGGUGUACCACGGAGGUGCACACCGAGAGUAUCUCAAGCACCCUGAUGAUAAUGGUCAUCCUCGUGGUCCGGACAAAUCACCUCUACAGUGUCGCAAGUGUCUGGAACGUGAAUGCAGAAAUUCUGAAAGUUCAUAUCUCCUCUAUUUGUCUGAGUCUGAAACAAGUACAGACUCACUGUGUGUAGAUGGAGGUAAAACAGUGGUGCACAAGGAGAGAGAUUCUGGCUUUGAGACAUUUCUGUGUCCACCAUCUGAUACCAGCAUUAACUCUCCUCCUCCAGUAUCUAUGAACUGUGACAAAAUGGACACAAGAAUAGAUAUAUUAAAUGAUACUAAGCAUCACAAUGGAAAUAUGAAAUUAACUCAUUUCAGUUACACUGAAGGAAGCAUUACACAAACUCACACAAGCUCUGAAUCUUCACCUUAUGAUGUCUUGGAAAAUGACUAUCUGGAAUUACCAGGAAAAAAACCAAUUGAGAUACUGGAAGAAGUUGCAUCCUCUCAAGCUGACACCAUAUUUACUUCACAAAUACAAUUACCAUCCCCUUUAUUAUAAGACUUUUUCAUGACCUCUAUUAAGAAUUGAAGAUGUCUGCAUUAUAGUGAAUUGGGAAUUGACAUAAAAUUCUACAUAUUUAUCUUGUACAUAUCUGAUACUGUACUGUGGAAUAGAAAGUAAUAUGCACAGGAUGGGAAACUAUGUUCUUUCAAGUAGACUACUUCAGUAUAAUCAGGUGUACCAAUAUUGAAGUUUUCAUAAUGACUACAACAAAAUGUUAUUUUGUUUUGUUUACUUGACUAUAGUUUAUUGAUGUUAUUGGUGAAUUAUUUGUAUAAUCAUAUUUAUCAUGAGUGACAGUAGGCAUUACCUUAUAAACUGUGUGUAUAGUAUUCGACUUCAUUGUAAAUAUUUUGAAAGGAUAUUAUUUAUAUAAAAUGUAAUCAUUUAAUUCAAAUGUAUGAUUAUCUUGAACCAUAAAUUUAUUUAUUUUUAAAUAAUUUAUCAAUUUAUUUCUCGUCCAUAAAUUCAGUGACUGAUGAACAAUAGUAAUUUGUAAAUUAUACAGAUAAAUCACGCAUCAAAAUACAGUACUCUUUAUUUAGGAAAUUACUUUUAUUCAUAUAUAUUUAUUUAUUUUUUUACAGAUACGUGCGCACACAUUCAUAUUCGUUCAUUCAUUCAUUCUCAUGUACAAUACAUAAUUUAUCUUGAAAGUGUUAAUCAUAUAAAUUUAAAUGCAAAUUUUUUGUUAGUCUUUAUAGAUCAUACCUAUUUGCAUAGCAUUUUCUGUUUUAAAAUGCUUCAUUAUUUUCAUUAAACCAAAUGUGGAUAGGCUGUAUGAACUCUAGUAAUGUACACUCAAAUUAAAUACGUACAUCAUGCAUAGUCCUGUUUUGCUGCUGGAAUUUGUAAGGCUAAACAAAAUAAUGGAGCUCUUAAUAUUAAAAAGGAAGAAAAAAGGGUAAAAAUAAUCUUCAAUGACUGGAUUAUGUGCACUGAGUGUGUUUUGUAAACAAAAAUAAAUAAAUGAAAGUAUGUUUUACCUGACAAAUCUGCUUAAUGCAUUUGUAAAUAAUGAAGAAUCUCUUUACAAUUAAAGGGUUUGAAGGCUUUAUUCACUUCAUUUUACUUAAGUUUGGCAGAUGUGUAUAACGAAGACGUUUGUUAUUAUAUACGGUAACUGUUCCCUAGACAGAACAUCAUUAAUGACGCAGGAUACCUACCACUAGAGUGCCUGCGAGUAACAAAACAACUGCCAUUUCCCAAGGUAAUAAAAGCAUUAGUAGUAGGCAUCCAUCAGUCUCGGGAGACUAUGGAGUUGCGCUCUGGUUGUCGGUCUAGAGCGGCCUCACCAGGGCGCAAAGCCAGGGUAGGUUGAUACGGGGG
Molecule: messenger RNA, 3407 nt
Organism: Procambarus clarkii (red swamp crayfish)
Lineage: Eukaryota; Metazoa; Arthropoda; Malacostraca; Decapoda; Cambaridae
Biological process (GO): positive regulation of cyclin-dependent protein serine/threonine kinase activity
Molecular function (GO): protein kinase binding
Source: RefSeq, a predicted model, not a curated record